AUAAAUUACUAUUGUAAGUGAAAGAGAAUUGUUUUUAGAUGCACUCAAGUGGGUGGGUAUGUUUGCAAAAGGAAACGUCAUCUUUAUGACUCUGGAAACAACAUCAAUAAAACUAUUAAUAGUUCCGAAGGCAGUUUAACUACGCCGCAUUAUCCAGAAAACUACUACAACAAUUUGGAUUUUUUAGUUAAAAUCAUUGGACCUGAGCGGACAAGAUUAAAAAUAAGAUUUUCCAGGAUCGACAUCGAAUUACAGCCGGAAUGUUUGUACGAUUACGUCGAACUGAAAUCCGUGCCAAAGGGCAACAAGAAACUGAUCGAAGAGGAAGAGGAAGGUGUCAGAUUAUGCGGAAGCCACGGGACUCAAAUGGAACGGUUUGAUUUCGUUUCGCGGACCAACGAAGCGGAAGUCAGGUUCCAUUCGGAUUAUUCAGUCACUGCCAGUGGAUUCUCUCUUACGUGGGAAGCGGUGGACGUGUCAGCGUGUCCAGUACAAACCCUAACAGCUAAACAAGGCACAAUAACAAGUCCGAAUUAUCCAGAUUUUUUGUUGGCCCAUCUAGAUUGUUCUUUUAUCAUUCAGGCGCCGCCUGGCAAAAGGAUUUGGAUCGAGUUUACCGAAAUCGAUUUGAUAAAAGGCGAAAAUGUUUUGUUCGAAAUGCAACUUGGCAAAAAAACGAAAAGUUUUCGUCCGUUUUUGAUCGACGAUCUCUUAACCGAAGGCAACUUCAUAUCAAUGGAAGAACUUCUCAAAAUCAAACUACAAACGGGCAAAUAUCCUAAAGGCAAAGGUUUUCGUGCCUCGUACAGAACAACUGACGAAAAUUCGAUGGAAGAAAAAAUAAUUCUAUUAAAAAACGAUUCUGUGGGAACCUUACUGCACCUAAACUACCCUCGACAAAGUCCGCCCUUGCAGGAUUUUCUGCAACGCUUCAUAGCACCACCCGGAUACGUAAUAUCCAUGGAACUACACUCGGUCCGUUUGAAUCACGGAGAUUGUAUCGACGGCAAUGGACUGAUUGAAAUUUUCGAUCGGUACUCGGACGCGAAUGGGACUUUAUGGAAAUUGUGCUAUCAAACAAACGAAGAUCAGAUAGAAGCCGACGCGCUGUUUCCUAGCCCUGCGAUCCACAUUCGAUCUUUUCUCAAUUCGAUACAGCUCAGACAAAAAAGCGGAGUCUUGGGAAACCCUCUUAAUGGGACUCUUAGGGUAAUGGCGGACGAAAACUACAAGAAAAAAUUGAUAAAUUACGGUCACAAGGACGUGGAAUCGUGCAAACCGAACCCGUGUCAAAAUGGAGGCAAAUGUACCAACAAAAAAUCGCAAAAGAUUUGUCAGUGUAUUGGACAUUUUACUGGGUUGUUCUGUGCAAUUACCCAAUGCGAUUUGGAACCGUGUGUUUUUGGUACGUGCGAGCUGACUGAUAACAGCUACAAGUGCCAUUGUAAAACUGACUACGUGGGACCAACUUGCGAACAAAAACGUAAACCUUGCGAAGGCAAUCCUUGCGAAAGCAGGGGCACUUGUAUCGAAAAAGGGAACGGAUUCCAGUGCCGUUGUCAUGCUUGGUGGGAAGGUGCAAGAUGUGAAAAACGUAUGCUCCACAUUCCUUACAAGCCCCUAAGCGAGCGAAUGCUUCGAGAGCCAUUUUGGCUCGGACUAAUGACCGUAUUCGUCGUAAUGGGAGUAAUUGGGUUAGUUUGGUGCGCCAAACGACAUUUCCCAGAAAAAAUCGAAAAACUACUAGCCGAAGAUGAUAAUAGAAACAGAAUUCAUUCGUUGCGUAGUACGUCGGUUCGAGAGCAAUUGGCAGCAGCUUCAGGAGCGUCGUCGACUGCGGCUUUAGCUGCAGCGACUCCAUCGCCGGGUCCGGCGCCGGGACGUUCGUUGUUCGGCCGUUUGGGUUCACCGUCUCCCAAAAAGAAACGCAACAAUUCGACUCCAACCAAGAAAAACGCCGCUGAUAAAAAACAAAUACUCCAACAGUUGAUUUCGCCGGUCAACAAGCACUCAUCAAAACGAGUGAGCUUAGGUGAGCUGAUUCAAAUGAGUGAGCAAAAGAGUAACGGCAUACAAUCGGCACCGAGCGUUAUCAUUAAGGAAACUAAAUUUUCUGAUCCCGCUUUGACGGCGUUGAAUGAUCCGAAAUUAGAAAAGAAAGUAACAUUUGCAAGAUUGCUAAAUAAAGUCAGUGCCGAGAUGAGCAGCGGCUCUGAUAUGGAAAUGGGGAUAAUGCAAAGUACCAGGUUGGGAUGUAUUUUUCCUAGAGCAUCCAGCACUCCACCAUCACCUAGUGUGCUCAAUAGAAGCCCUAACAGCACUUCAAGCAAUCAAGGAAGUGACUCAUUUACUAGCUCAGAGCUAGCCAUACCAAGUGCACUAAGUGCCAGCAUAUCUGACUUACUAAUAAACAGAAGACAGGGCACCGUGGGCAAACAAAAACCUGCAAGUGCAGACUCAAUAUUAGCCAUGUUUAAAAAUUUCAGCUCCAGCUCAGCCGGAGCCAAUUUACCAUCUUCCUUGAAACUUUCCCCAUCAACUACUCCAACAGCUUCGAGCCCUCACGACGACAUGGUGGGCGACGACGAGUCAUCUUCAUCCUCAGCUCACACUCCAGUAUCGUUUUCGAGCGAGAGUCCGAUACAUUACAGCUACAAUCAGAGCACCAUCGAAGUGCCAGUUCUGGAUCCACUAAGCGCAGGAAGCGGUACCAACCUGCUCUACCCUCCGACCAUUCUAUUAGAAAUACCGAGCACAAUCAACAAGUGCCUUUCGCCCAUUAGAGAACUACCCACUCCGUUGCCUUCGCCCAUGCCAUCGCCCGCAAUCACUCCUCUAAUAAUGCGCCGAAGUCAAAGUCCCAUAUUUAGACGUAUGCAAAUAUCAGCGUCUUCGUUGGAAGAUGAUAUGAUAUCCGUAGAGAUUCCGAAUAUAUCCGUGAGCGCUAGCGAGGAGGACGAAAUCCGAUGUGCCGAUAUUGCCAUAGAUCCACAAGCUGAAGACGGGCUGAUUUUUGAGGAAGCUGCCGCUAUGCAACACUGUGCCUUAUUUAAGACAAAGAUUCGUCCUCCACCACUGGGCCAGCUCACCGACAAAAACCCACCAUCGUCGUCGCAUCCGCCUCUAGUAAUACCAACCCUAACCAUCGAAACGCCAUCCCCGACUCGCAAAACCCCAACCCUCCUAAUACCGGGCUCGCCGCCGCCUCAACGCGGCCGCCCUCAGCACCAAGACGCCUUCCAAUUCCCGGCGCCGGCCAAAUCCAACCGUAAAAUGUUCAAGGAUUUUGAAAAACCCACCUCCUUGGACUUGCCUGGGGCCCCACCCCUUAUAACAAUCACUUGUAACAUGAGUGAAGCUGAAUCCGACUUGGAAAGUAUAUCGCCUAACGUUAAACUCACACAUCAUCAUCCUCCUGGCAUGACUUAUCUGAGUCCGUUUUCGAUGGCUCAUAGAAAUGAGCAGCACGCUUCCGAAUCAAAUCUAAGCUCUUCUGGAUAUAGUUCGAUGGCUAGUCCAGGACCUUCGAGAUGCGGCUCCAGUAAUCCCUUGUGUCCGUCUGAAAUGGAAGAUCAAGGGCCUCCGGGUUCUGGAGGCUGUUCCAGGCGGCAGUCUUUGACUCCUGUGCUCAGAGGUGGUAGUCCUGCAAAUAAUGACUCAAAACCUAACCAAGGCGAGCAAAGAAGAGGCAGAUCAGAUUCUGAAACUUUAUCUGACGAUCCUCUGUUAGAGUCUAAUGAUGAAGGUAUUGGCACUGAUCAUAUAGAUGAAAAAAUUGAUGAAGGUGAGGUGAAAAGUGCAAAAGAGCUUGAAGUUUUCAUGACAGAUGGUAACGAGCCUAAAAUAACGUUACUAGACUUACCAGUUCCACGUCUAGCUAAAUGUAUAAGUAUAGAGAGCUCUAUGGAUAGGCUAAUAGCCCCUCUGACUAGCUCUAGCAGCAAAAACUCUUUGCAAUUGCCUUCAAUUGUGGUGCAACUCGACUCUGCUAAUGGUGAAAAAUAUUUAAGUCCCAUGAGCUCGCGUAGCGAAAGCCCUCUGAGCGAUCGUACUACUGGUAUGGGAAGGUUUUCGCCAUUAUUUUACGGCAAAAACAAGGAUUUGCUACCGUUCACCGACUCGGACGGGCUGUACGAUUUUCCUAGCAGCGACAAAGUCAACGUGGCAACUUAUCAACACAAAAAGGUGGGCAGAAAACGUGAAAAACGUGCCUUGAGAGCCAAAACACCCAGUCCUACUAAGCAAAAUUUAACUUGGUACAAUCAUUUGGAUGUUCCUAGUAAUAAGGAUGCAUACUACAAGGUACCGCCUCCAAGGAAAUUAAGUCCUAAACGUAGACUGGCUCGUACUCAAGUGGUUAGUUCUUCUUCGAGUUCCGAAAGUAUUACUUCAACAAGGGAACUACGGCACUCUUCUUCGAGUCCCAGUCCCGAUACUAUUCGAUGGAUGGAUGGUAAACAUCCUAGGUCAUUGGAUAUGUUAGCUGAAGACAAGGAUGACUCCAACCCUAGCACUCCAAUGUUAUCCAGAUCAUUGGAGUUUACUAAGAAUCAGCCAAAGUAUCAGAAAGUUAGCAGGCUUAAGGCGAUUAGUAACCAAAUCAGAUUCCUGCGUAGACUGGAACAAAGUUUGAAGAAACGCGAACGUACUGCCAGUUCGUGUUCCGAUAGUUUCGACAGUGGAGACGAAUCUCCAAUGCUUGCGACUUCGCCAUUGUUGCAACCGACGAAAACCGUGGAAAUUCGAAAAAGUACCAGCAUGAGCGGCAAGUUGCAGCAACCUGGGAACCACCGCGGUACGAAGUACAAACAGUGGGAUUCGUUGCAGGAACGGACCUGGCCGAAAGAGUUGGGGAUGAAAAGUGGAAAUUCGGAAUAA
Molecule: messenger RNA, 4878 nt
Organism: Ceutorhynchus assimilis (cabbage seed weevil)
Lineage: Eukaryota; Metazoa; Arthropoda; Insecta; Coleoptera; Curculionidae
Source: the annotation of a GenBank genome assembly